UCAGCUGACUGGGAGUUCUUUACAUAUUUCUUUGUAUUGUAUGUAUAUUUUUGUUUUAAGCCCUCAGCUGUUCUACGUAAUGAAAAUACGUACGUUAUAAUAAUCUUUGGUGUGUAUACGUUGAUGGACAGAGUUCCUGAUAGUCUUUAGGAAUGGUGGUAAAAAUAGGCCAUGUAAUUCUUGUAAACAGUUGCUCAUAAUUUAUAACUCACAUCAACGUGAUUAAUUUUUCAUUCAAAAACAUUGAGAUUAUAAUACAUAAGAUAACUGUGAUUUAAAUAACCAUAAUGUCAAAUGAAGAUCGAUUGCGGACUUUAUUCUCUGAUUUAGGAAAAGCAACACUUCGUGGUGUAAAAAAAUGCCCAAAGUGUGGGACGUAUAAUGGAUCACGUGGAUUGUGUUGCAAAAAUAAAUAUUGCGAUGCUGUGUUUAAAGAACCAGGCGAAAGGCGUAAAAUGUCAACAGAAGCAUGCAAACUUAUUACUGGUUCAUCUGUUCAAGUAUUUUCAGUAAGGGUUCGUGAUAAGGGACCGGAUUGUAGAGGCUUCGUACAAGUACCUGUCAACGCAACAAUAUUUAAUGAUUCAUUUUUUACAUCACCCACAUCAGCUUUAUGUUUGGUCGAUAAUUGUGAAAAAACCUUUGAUACUAAUGUCCUAAAAUGUCAUGAAAAAAAUCCAUCUGAUACCAGUAUACCAACAUGCCAACAUAUCCAAGCUGCACUCAAGUGUUAUGCUGAGGCUCAACCUUUGACUGUAAAGAAUUCCAUUUUAAGGUCGAUGAAUGUUUUAAGUGAAUUAAAGCAGGAAAUAUGGCUGCUGGCAACUGAAACACCAGGUCCAUUAGUACAGAGAGUAUCAAAGAAUAUUAUGGCUGUUAAAUGCAAGGUCUCACCAAAGCAUCCUCUUGGAUAUUUACAUUUAUCGUUUUAUACAACAAAAGUUAAAGACAAAGUCGAGCAUAAGUAUAAUUGUAGUUGUACUCCUUUUAAGCAACAUUUAAGAGCUGCAGAAUUACAAAAUAAUAGCAAUAAUAGUAAUAAUCGUACGGAUUUAUCACAAACACCCAAAAGAUGUGUACAUUUUUACUCCUGUAUUUGUGCCUUUGCCAGUGAUGUUAAACUGGCGGAUGAAUUUGAAUAUUAUAUAAAUAUUGAUGAAAAUGAAUCGAAAGUACAGCAAUUAAAAAAUCCGUCUUUGCCAGUCGAUGAGACUGAUCAAAUAGUUACAAUGGAUUUUGAUUGUUUAACAGAUGAUUCUCAUUUAUUAAUUUUUCGUGAUGAAACACUAACUGUACAAAAUUUCGAUGGAGAACGAUUAGAUAUAGAUUAUAUUAAUCUAGACGCUGCAAUUUUAUCUAGUAAUAUUGUUGAAGAGAUUGAUACAAGCUGCCAGCGUACUUUAGUAGAAGAAAAUAAUGUUAUUAAUCAAACCAAUAGUUUAGGAGACAAUAAACAAUCAUCGAUUGAUACUUCAAAAACAAUUAAUAGUCAAUUAGCUAUCGAACAUAAGUAUGGAUCCAACGAAUACGUAUUAGAUGAACAUGAUUUAAAACUAGUCAACAAUAAGUAUACAGCCAAAAUAUAUGAUGGACAGACGCUGUUUGAGGCUAAAAAUAUUAAAAUACUCGAAGAUGCUUCUAUUAUUGAUUGUGGAGGAGUUAAAGUUAUUAAUGAUAAUCUACUGCCAAAUGAAGUAACUAUACAAGUUGAAAAUUCUAAAGCAAGUUCUGUUAAAAGGAAAAGAGAUGAUGAAAAACUUGGCAUACCUUAUUUGAAUCUUAAUAAUUUAAAUUUAAUUGAAACCAAAAAAGUUAAAACUAAACCAACGAUUAUUAAAAAACAUGAUUACUUGAAUGAAAAUGUUGAGGAAGAAAAUGUUAACUUGUCUUUUAUCAAGUGGCUUGCUUCAGUUACUGAAAGAAUAAACCAAACAAUGCAUUUUCAGUUUGAUGGUAAGCCUGAACCGUUGGUUUUUCACGUACCUCAAAUAUUUUUCGACUGUCUGAGAGAACGAAUUUCUUGUGGUGGAAAGAAAAAAAGAUUACCAAAUUCAACAACAGCAUUUGUCAGAAAAGAUGGAAUCCCUUUAGGAAUUUUUACCAAGUAUACUUGGCAAAUAACCAAUAUAUUACAUGUCAAAAGUAUUUUUGAAACUUCUUUGAUUCCUCUUGAGAUUACUCGUAGCUUUAUACAAAAUGCUGAUGGCACGUAUGAUUUAUAUAAACGUCAAGAAACAGAUAUUGAUAAAUAUAAAAAAAUGGAAAAUAGUGCUUUAAUAAAACCUUCAGAGUUGAAAACUUAUCUAAAAGUUGGUAAAAUGUCUCCAAAUCAAGUAGAUCCAACUCCAUUCCUAAUAGAAUGGAUACCCGAUAUCUUGCCAAUUUCAAAAAUAGGUGAACUACGAAUAAGAUUUGAAUUUGGUCAUGUGAACAACGAGACACCAGAUAGAUGGAAGACCAAUGUGGCAUCAUCGAAAACAUUUUGAUAAAGAAAAUUUAAUAAUAUUCAUUCAGUUAUUUAUACCAAUUAAAUAGUUAUCCAUAAUUUUGUUAAAAAAUAUGAUUCCAAAACUUGUAAAGGAUUUAGAAAGUUAAAUGUUUUCCAAA
This is a messenger RNA of Chelonus insularis, 2607 nucleotides long. RefSeq lists its product as uncharacterized. The record is from RefSeq and is a predicted model, not a curated record. The coding region runs from base 288 to 2486 and encodes 732 amino acids. The transcript is spliced from 6 exons. Gene Ontology annotation, cellular component: nucleus. Lineage: Eukaryota; Metazoa; Arthropoda; Insecta; Hymenoptera; Braconidae.